Messenger RNA from Phaedon cochleariae (mustard beetle), 921 nucleotides. Lineage: Eukaryota; Metazoa; Arthropoda; Insecta; Coleoptera; Chrysomelidae. The record is from the annotation of a GenBank genome assembly.
AUGGAUAAAUUUGUUUUCAAAAUUAUUACUGAACAACAUAAUGAAAAUACCCAGUCAGAUCCAGUCCCAUCUACUUCUAAGGUAGCUGAGCCUGAGCCAAUAUCGAUAAUAGAGGUAGAUGAGGGAGUGGAUAUGAGUACUUUGAGAAGGAGAACAAAAAUAAAAACUUGGAACCAAGUGAAAAAACAGAGAACUCUUCACGUGCAAAAAAAAGAAAGUAUAUGCCCAAAAUGGAGAGAAUAUCUAAAGACUUUCCAUGGAUUGAUACAUCAGCACAAUAUUUAUUUUGCAAGGUGUGUGUCUCAAGUGGCAAAAGGCCACAAAAUUAAUUGUGGGGGAAUUGGCUAUUUCAUGGAAGAGACCAUUGCUGACAUCAAAGAAAACUAUUUCUCAAUUAUUAUUGAUGAAACCACUGAUAUAGAGAGUAAAAAAUCUAUGGUGGUAAUAGUUCGCUAUCGGAAAGAAGGAAAAGUGACUGAUAGACUUUUAGAUUUAGAAGUCCACUCUGUCACUGGAGAAUCUCUAUUUGCUGCUGCCCAGAAAUUGACCAAAUCAGUUGAACAGUUUGCUAGGGAUCUAUAUAGUUACUUAUCUCAUAGUAGUAAGAGAAUAGCUCAUCUACAAGAAUGCCAGAUCUUCUCCAAUGAAAAACCUCACAAAAUGCUGUAUCCAAGCCAAACUCGGUGGCUCUCAUUGAAGGCUGUUGUUGAAAUAAUCUUGAAACAUUGGAAUUCUUUAAGGUUAUUUUUCCAAAGAGAAGCUCUUGAGGGUAAUUUACCCAGUGCCAGAGCUAUUUUGAAUGCUCUCAAUAACCAAGAAUAUAAGAUAUACUUCUUGUUCUUAUCUUUUGUGUUGGAACUGAUCACAAAAGUUGAUAUAGAGCUAUACAGUCAGAAACCCCAAAACUACCAAUUUGUUUGA